Carassius carassius (crucian carp) is the source of this 1041-nucleotide messenger RNA. RefSeq lists its product as uncharacterized. The record is from RefSeq and is a predicted model, not a curated record. Gene Ontology annotation, cellular component: mitochondrion. The transcript has 3 exons. Lineage: Eukaryota; Metazoa; Chordata; Actinopteri; Cypriniformes; Cyprinidae. The coding region runs from base 1 to 693 and encodes 230 amino acids.
AUGCAGCGGUUAGUGUGUGCUAGAGUCCCGCUGCAGAUCAGUGGUGCGUCCUUCAGGCGUCCCGCACAGAUGCUGGCUCCCGCGGCCCACAGUUGCUGGACACGCCUGCGCUCCGGCCCGCGUUGGCUCUGUGCUCCGGCCUCUCAGAGGAACAGCAGCAGAGAUCAUCCAGGGCCGGAGGAUCCAGACCCUCUGCAGGACAGAUCCAUCAGCCUCAUUCAGAGAUUCAAAAAAACCUUCAAGCAGUACGGCAAAGUCAUGAUCCCCGUGCACCUGCUGACCUCUACAGUGUGGUUCGGCACUUUUUACUACGCUGCAAUGAAAGGAGUCAAUCUGGUGCUGUUUCUUGAGUAUGUUGGGUUUCCUGACAAGGUGGUAAAACUCCUGGAGAAUUUCCAGAGCGGCUACGCACUGACCGCUUACACCAUGUUCAAGAUCGCAACACCUGCGCGCUACACGGUGACUCUCGGAGGAACGUCUCUAUCCGUGAAGUACCUGAGGAAGCACGGGUACAUGUCUACCCCUCCACCUGUGAAGGAAUACCUGCAGGAGAAGAUGGAGGAGACCAAAGAGAGGAUCUUUGGGAAGAUGGAGGAGACCAAGGAUCGUAUAUCCGAGAGGAUAGAGGAAACUUCUAUGAAGUUCACAGAAAAACUUCAAGAAACCAAAGACAAAGUGUCUUUCCGAAAAUAGAAAUAAUAGGUUUAUAUGCUUACAAAAGGUCACAAAGUGACUAUCCUUCUCCAUAAUGUCAUGAAGAUUCAUGUUAUUUAACGAUAUAACAUACUUAAGGAAAGCAAUGUGUCUUGAGCACAUACAGUAUAAAGUAGUAUGUAGGCUGUAAGCACACUUACUGUUCACGCUAAACUAGAAGAUUAUGACCAUAUACAUUUUGGAUUCUACUUGAAGUGUUUUUAACAGAUGAAAGUAUGUUUUCUAAAGAGAACAACAGGUGUAAUGUGUACAUGUGUAUGUAAUACUUUGUUCAUAUAACAACAUAGCACUGCCUCUUUCAAUUAUUGCACUCAUAAAAUGUUAUUU